Nelumbo nucifera (sacred lotus) is the source of this 1842-nucleotide messenger RNA. It is a transcript of the gene LA1, whose product is annotated as La protein 1. Gene Ontology annotation, cellular component: ribonucleoprotein complex; nucleus. NCBI's taxonomy places the organism in Eukaryota, Viridiplantae, Streptophyta, Magnoliopsida, Proteales, Nelumbonaceae. The record is from RefSeq and is a predicted model, not a curated record. Gene Ontology annotation, molecular function: mRNA binding. Gene Ontology annotation, biological process: RNA processing.
AAGUCCAUUGGGUUCGCGAGAGAGGGAAAAGAAAGUGGAAUUUUAAGUGCUCCCCUAGCUCGAAAGAAUUUGCUAAAACCCUAAAAACUUACGAGUUUCUUCCUAUUGCAACUAUUCAAGUUCGAUAGACCGAACAACAAUAACCUACGAGUUACUUCCUACUGCACCUGUUCAAGUUCGAUAGACCGGACUACAAUGGCGACUGCCCCAUUGGACGAAGAAACGUCAAAGAAAGUCCUUCGCCAGGUUGAGUUCUACUUCAGUGAUAGCAAUCUUCCUAGGGAUAAUUUUCUUAAGAAAUCGGUGAGCGAGAGCGAAGAUGGCAUGGUUAGUUUGGCAUUAAUAUGUUCUUUCUCUCGGAUGAGAAGCCAUCUCGGUUUGGGUGAUUUAAAGCCGGACGACGUGUCGGAAGAGACGGUGAGGGCCGUCGCUCAAACUCUAAGAAAUUCUGCUUCCCUUAAAGUUUCUGAGGAUGGAAAGAAGGUUGGCAGGAGUACUGAACUAUUAAAACCAGAAGAGGUUAUAGAGCAAGUAAACAUAAGAACCAUUGCUGCAUCACCUCUAGAGUAUAAUGUGAAACUUGAAGAAGUGGAGUCCUUCUUUGAUAAAUAUGGCAAGGUGAAUAGUGUCAGGCUACCUCGCCAUAUUGCAGACAAGAAGGUCUUUUGUGGCAGUGCUCUGAUUGAGUUCUCAUCAGAGGAAGAUGCUGAAAAUGUUCUGAAACAAAGUUUGAUCUAUGCAGGCACCGAGUUAAAGCUAAAACCAAAGAAAGAUUUUGAUGCUGAAAGAGCAAAAAUGGUAGAUGAAUAUGAAAAUUCUCGUUCCUCUACAGGUUCCAAGUUUAAAAACAAUUCUAGUACAAGUGGGAACUAUCCUAAAGGCUUAAUUAUAGCGUUUAAACUCAAGAAAGUGUCAGGAGGGCAAGGUGAUAUUCUUAAGACAGCAGAUGACAAUGGAGAUGCCUGUAAGACAGGGGAGGAACUCGAUUCCAAGGAAAAUUCUGUUGAAGUGAGUGGACAAGAAGCCUCACGAAGUGAUAAAGAUGUUGAAGAAAAACCUUUGCAUGAUGUUGAAGCUGAGAGGGGAGAAGUUACUGCGAAAGUCGAUGAAGGGAGUGCAGAAAAGGAGUCUGGAGAGGCUGUCCAUGAGGCUGAGAAGAAACCUCCUGAAGAUGCAUCUCAAGAGUGCAAUGUGAAGGCAUCAGGUGGAGAAAUAACCAAAGCUACUAUGUACAAAGACAACAAUGAUGUUGUCUUGCGUGAAGAUCUUAAGGAUGUCUUUAACAGAUUUGGCACUGUCAAGUUUGUUGACUACAGAAUUGGAGAGGAAUCUGGAUAUAUACGUUUUGAAGCACCAGAAGCAGCUCAAAAAGCUCGUGCGGCAGCAGUGCUCGCUGAUGAAGGCGGGCUAAUUGUGAAGAAUUAUAUUGCUACCUUGGAAGCAGUUACUGGUGAGGCAGAGACGGAGUACUGGAACUUACUCCGUGGUAAUCAGGAGAGGCACAGGGAAAGUAAAUUCAAUAGAGGAAGGGGAGGAAAAAAUGGUAGGGGUGGGAGACAUUUUGGUGGAAAACAUGCUCGCUCCAGAGAAAAUGAUUCUGUCGGACGCCCAAAUAAAACCCAGAAGGUAGCAGUGGCUUGAGUGUCUUUAAGCUUUAUUAUGUUUGAAAUCCAUUGCUACAGAAAUGCUUUCAACAAUUGCAGAUCGAGUGGGUAAUCAUCUCACGUCCAUCAAUAUGUACUAGAAGGUAUACAGUUGCUAUUAUUAUUCAUUCCAUUUCUUAGUGUAAUGCGAUAACAUCUAUAUUUUAUUUUAUGGGAUCUCAAUUUUUCUUGCCCUUCA